CACUGCCGUUGCAACCGGUGCGUCGAUCGCGCGCGCGACAGUCGUAGUAUUACGCGCACACCCGUCUGCAUUUACCGUCCGCGCGCCUUGUCCAUUCACUUAGCCGUUGAUUAUAGUCGCGAAUUAAUAUUCAUAUUUUAAUUUCGUUUGUUUUACAUAGUGAAUAUAGGACCGGAGUGACUGACCCGACCGUAUGAUCCGCGUGUUCAGUGAUGUGGUCAGCCAGUCCCGGCUUACCCGGAUCAGGCUGGUCACUAUCGACAAUUCGGCGUUCCGCAUACACUACAGGCUGUCACUGGCCAUCAUGUUGGCGUGCACAACAUUGGUAUGUAGUCGUCAAUAUAUUGGUGAACACAUCCGCUGUAUUGUCAGCGGCGUAGCGCCUCACGUAGUAAACACGUUCUGUUUCUUUACCACUACGUAUACGAUACCGAACGCCAACAACUCGGCCCAUCCUGGCGUGGGGCCCGUUAACUGGGAUUCAAACCCCGUGCGUCACGCUUACUACCAGUGGGUACCGUUUGUGCUUUUCUUUCAAGCUGUUCUGUUCUACUUGCCGCAUUUGCUGUGGAAGUCUUACGAGGCAGGUACCAUUGCACUACUCGUAGACGGCCUUCAACGGUUGUACUUGAAGGCGACCGGCGAAAAAGAUAUCGUCGCUGGUAACCGGAAAAUUCCAUCGGAAGCCACCAAAUGGGCUAAAGUACGCGACGUAAUGAACCACUUGGACACCGUUACUAGGUUCAGAAUAAACCGUCAUUGGGCCACGACUUUGGUGGGAUGCGAAGUACUCAACCUUCUUAACGUGCUCUUGCAGAUCAAAAUUAUGGACAAGUUCCUCGGUGGUCAGUUCUACUCGUACGGUUGGAAGAUGUUCGAAGACGAGGACGGCACGUUCGACAGAGUGUUUCCAAAAAUGACCAAGUGCGACUUCCACAAGUUUGGUCCGUCCGGCACCAUACAAACACACGACGUUUUGUGCGUUAUGGCCCUCAACAUUGUCAACGAAAAAAUAUACGCUCUGCUAUGGUUCUGGUUCUUCUUUAUCCUAUUGCCAGUCAGCGUCAGUGCCCUCGUGUGGCGUCUCAUCCAAUACGCCCUUCACUCCAACGAAUCUUUCAACCGCUUGUUGCUCCGUGAAUCUUCAAACGGCGCCCGCCUGGACCCUAACGACCUGGCCAUCGUAGCCAAACGCACCACCUUCUCCGACUGGCUUUUCAUGUACUAUCUAGCCGGCAACAUGGACAGUGACGUUUUUAGACAGCUCCUACACAACUUUGCCACCGGACUCAAAAGAGAAACCGGAUCACAAGCCAGUGACGAUGACUUGGUGCCACUAGGAAAAAAUCCCUUAUAAUUGCCAACUCCCAUCACAUCAACAACAAGCGUUAACAAUUUUAUAUCUCUUGUGUAAAUAGCAACUUUUUUUGUUGGCCAAUAAGCCUAGUGAUAUAUAUAUAUAUAUUGCAUGAUAUUGUUCAUUUUUUUAAUUUUUAUUUUACUGCCAACCCUUAGGCGACAAAAAAAUAAUUAUCUAAAUCUAUAUAUGUGUCGCCAUAAAUUUUGAUCCCACCAGAGGUUUUUCAUAAUUUUGUUUAACUAUCUCGAUAUAUUUCCAGUUCGUGUCUCCCAAAAAAAUAUCAUUCCAGUCCAUCUGACCAGAAAAAACAGUUAGGACUCUUUUUUUUUUUUUUUUUUUAGUUUGGUUGUACUUAAACAAUUACCAACGACUGAUUGUGCCACAGAAAACUGCUGGAGGUCAUUUGAAUUUCAUUCGGACAUCAGCACUUCUAUUUAUUGUAAAUCUUAUAACAUAAUUAUGUUUUAUAUUUGAACUGUGAAACACAUUAAAUUAUUAUUAUUAUUAUACUCAACAAGUGUAGACUGUUAGAGGCGAUGAUAAAAAUUAAUAUAUUGUAAACUUUGUACUAUACUAUACAGCAGUGACUAGUGAUUAUAUAUUAUAUUGUAAUAAAUGAAAAUAAAUCGAAAAUUAACUUAUUGUUUUCCAUUUAA
Molecule: messenger RNA, 2016 nt
Organism: Daktulosphaira vitifoliae (grape phylloxera)
Lineage: Eukaryota; Metazoa; Arthropoda; Insecta; Hemiptera; Phylloxeridae
Product: innexin inx7-like
Exons: 1
Coding region: 194-1357 (387 amino acids)
Biological process (GO): phototransduction
Cellular component (GO): gap junction; plasma membrane
Molecular function (GO): gap junction channel activity
Source: RefSeq, a predicted model, not a curated record